Paramecium tetraurelia is the source of this 417-nucleotide messenger RNA. RefSeq lists its product as uncharacterized. NCBI's taxonomy places the organism in Eukaryota, Ciliophora, Oligohymenophorea, Peniculida, Parameciidae. The record is from RefSeq and is a predicted model, not a curated record. The transcript has 2 exons.
AUGUAACUGAUUUUGUUAUCAUCAAAUUCGAAAGUAGAAAUGAAGAGAAUUUAAUAUAAAUAUAAGAACAAUUAUGCAAAUAUACCUUAUUCAUAAUUUUAAGAAAGGUUAGCUGAAUUAAAAGAGAAAAGAAUGAUAAAAUAAUAACAGCAGUAAUUGGAGCAAAGUAACAGUUAACAGCAGUAAUUGGAGUAAAGUAACGGUUAAGAAUUAGAGAUUCCAUUUUCAAAAGAAUAAUAAUAACAACCUGAUAAAUAAAAAAAGAUAGAAUAUGUAGAAUAACACAAUGAUGAAGAUGAUUAACCAGAGUUAAAAUUAGAAAGCCAAUAAACUCUAAUCAAUAAUUAUCAAUAGAGAAGAAACAUUCAAUUUUUACGAUUUUAAGAGAUAAUGCCAGAAAUAUUUGAGAUUGAUUGA